Molecule: messenger RNA, 768 nt
Organism: Paramormyrops kingsleyae
Lineage: Eukaryota; Metazoa; Chordata; Actinopteri; Osteoglossiformes; Mormyridae
Gene: fgf3
Product: fibroblast growth factor 3
Molecular function (GO): growth factor activity
Source: RefSeq, a predicted model, not a curated record
AUUUUCGGCCAUGCCACAAUGGUUAUAAUUCUAGCCUGGGUGUUGCUGAGCUUCUUGGAUCCCAGUAAGCAGGACUUGUCUCCGAUUCUGGGUAAGACUCCGAAGGAGCCCUGUGCCACGGAUCAGGCAUGUGACCCUCGGCAGCGGAGAGAUGCUGGGGGACGUGGUGGUGUUUAUGAGCACCUUGGAGGAGCACCAAGACGCAGGAAGCUUUACUGUGCCACGAAGUACCAUCUGCAAAUACACCCAAAUGGGAAAAUUGACGGAUCUCUCGAAGAGAACAACCCAUACAGUAUAUUGGAAAUCACAGCGGUUGACGUCGGAGUGGUGGCGAUAAAGGGUCUGUUUUCUGGCAGAUAUCUGGCCAUGAACAAAAAAGGACGCCUCUACGCCUCGGAGGUGUUUAACCAGGAGUGCGAGUUUGUGGAGCGGAUCCAUGAGCUUGGCUAUAACACUUACGCGUCCCGGCACUACCGGACGGCGCCCCCGUCACCCCCGGGCACCAGGAGGCGAGCCAGCGCUGAAAGAUUGUGGUACGUGUCCAUCAACGGGAAGGGCCGGCCCAGGAGGGGCUGCAAGACACGCCGGACAGAGAAGGCCUCGCUCUUUCUGCCCAGGGUACUGGGAAGCAAGGACCACGAGAUGGUACACCUGUUCCAUACCAGCCGGGGGUACCAGGAGAACGCCCUGAGGCGGGCGGGACGGUCCGAGCGAAGGCGGAACAGGGAGCGGAAGUCAUCUGCCACGUCCAAAAAGUCAGACGACUGA